Molecule: messenger RNA, 1281 nt
Organism: Fulvia fulva
Lineage: Eukaryota; Fungi; Ascomycota; Dothideomycetes; Mycosphaerellales; Mycosphaerellaceae
Product: putative tRNA-splicing endonuclease subunit sen54
Exons: 1
Coding region: 1-1281 (426 amino acids)
Biological process (GO): tRNA-type intron splice site recognition and cleavage
Cellular component (GO): tRNA-intron endonuclease complex
Source: RefSeq, a predicted model, not a curated record
AUGGCCGACGUAGACGAAGACGCAAUCCCCCGGCCUGGUCUCAAUACUGUGACAGGUGGCGAAGAAGAUGCCGCCCCAGAUGAUGAAGUCGUCGACUACCGCUUUCUCUCCGCCCUCACCAAAGACUCAUCUGCCACGGUUAUCCCCAAACGUGGUGAAAAGGACUUUGAAGAACAUGGCACAGCUUUACAGUCAAAUACUUUGGCAGCAUCUCGUCAAGCCAUGCACAAUGCCCUCGCUCAUGAAAGGAUACACCAACCGAAAACUCACACAAUCGGCCACUAUCACCCUGAGACUAAUACUGCAUAUGCUGUGAACCCCAAAGGGCCUCUUUACCAGAAAAUGGGCCAUGUCAAAGCUGCCAAGGAUGAUCCACUAGGAAGCGAGGAGAGAGGCCAGAGAUUGUGGCUCUUGCCGGAGGAGGUGCUGUAUCUUAUCGAAAGAGGCACUCUGGACGUGCGGUGGCCGCCAGUUGAUGGAGAGGACGAAGGAGUGCCGAUGAGUCUACAGGGCGCUUAUGCGAUGUUCGUGGGAGAUGAACAAGUCUUGACUUCGGAGCGGUAUAACGUGUACGCAGCGCUCAAGCGGAUGGGCUAUACGGUCUUGCGGGCUCCAAGCUUCGAAGAUUCUGGCCCAGCACCAGGAAGCUGGUGCUACCCGCCGCCAACGGAUGAGACGUUUAAGCAGGAUCGAUCAUUCAGUGCCUCAGCACUAUGGAAGCUGCUAUAUCGACCACGGACACAGGACAACACUGCACAUCAUGCGACUGGACCGAUCAUACAACCAGGCCUAUACCGCGACUAUGACACAAUCUACCGACGACUCUCCCUGAUCAACUUCCACGACCCAACGUCAGCUACACAACCAGCUGAGCAAGAGCCACCCAACACAGACCCGAACUUCCGCAUAACGUACCACGUCUGGAAACCUGGAUCGACCACUUUCAAGAAGUCCAACCCGGGCACACCAGACUUCAGAAUAGCAGUUGUCAACGCACGUGAGACCACCGCUCCAACUCUCGAACAGCUUAGUGCUUUAAUGAUGACUGCGCCGUGGGAUCCACCCAAGCGAGAAGGCAAGCUGUAUGCUGAGCUCAAGCAUGGCUACAAGAAUGUCAUUCUCGCGGUGGUGGACCAAGGCAUCACCAGCUAUUUGCGCAUUGCGGACGCUGCGUUCGGUCUUGACAAGGUUUAUGAGCGUCGGAGUCAAGCUAGUGGCAAGCGCGGUGGUCGAGGUGGAGGUAGAGGAGGUCGCGGUCGUGGUCGAGGUCGUGGACGUUGA